Molecule: messenger RNA, 819 nt
Organism: Peronospora belbahrii
Lineage: Eukaryota; Oomycota; Peronosporomycetes; Peronosporales; Peronosporaceae
Source: the annotation of a GenBank genome assembly
AUGUCAACAGUCCGAUCCAUUUAUCGAUGUCUCCUCCGCGAUGCACGUGAGCUGCAGCGGAUACCACAUUAUAAUAUUCGUCGUGAUCUACAGCUCGAGAAGUGGGGUAUUGGAAGUUUUGUGAAGCCUCUUACGUAUCAUGAACAGCAGGAACUCAAGAUGCACGAGUCACGUGGUGUAACAAUACUCAUGUCACUCGAGGAGUUUCGAAAGCUACGGGAUCAUGCAUUUCGCAUGAGACCACUUACUACUGUAGACCUGACUAAAAGCAUACAAGUGGCAUUUAGACAACAUAUGAAACUGAACGAUCCAAAGGUUACAAGUGCUAAGGUGGAUGAAGCUAUUGAAGCUUUGAGUGAAUUAUCCGACCAACUUUUGCUGGCCAAGUGCUCGACUGUUACGGUGACAGAUGGCGUCCGCAUUGAGGCGACCAGCAAGUACUUACAAAGCCACAGUAACCCGGGUUCGAACAUCUACCGCUUCACAUACCGAAUUACUAUUACCAAUCAGAACGAAGAGUGCUCGGUCCAGAUCCUUGGGCGCCAAUACACGUUUGAAAGCGAGAAGGGCCAGAGAAUUGCACUGAAGCGAUUCUCACCAGGAAUUGUGGGUGCUACGCCGCUACUGGCACCGGGUCAGAUAUUUGAGUAUGCCAGUGGAAUUGACAUUGAUGCCCCACGCGGAUCCGUGACCGGUUGUCUGCAUGCGCUGCGCAAGUCAAAGACUCUGAAUGCUGAGGAGGGAGAGGCGGGAGAGCACUUUGACGCGCUGGUGUCGAAGUUUUCUCUGCUUGCGCCACAUGCUUUGACUAAACGGUGA